AUUAAAUUGCCGCAUACAACGGACGCGCUUACUUUAGAUUUUGUUUUAUUCUGUAUUUUUAUUUUAUUUUUUUUUCCUUAUUGCGUAUCCCCUCUCUCUUUGUCUAUCUUUUUAUUAAUAUAAUGUCUUCAUCUACAACAACUGUUGAUCGUGAAAAGGAAUGUCCUUUUCUGUUAAGAAUUUUUUUCCGUAAUGGAGGACAUAAUCCACUUAGUCAAUAUACUAUUGAAUCAGUACCUUCUGAUGAAUUAAGCCUUUAUACUUGGAAAAAUGCUACAUUAGAAGAAAUUGCACAAUUAAUUGAACAAGUAGUUCCUGAAGCAAGAGAUCCUGAUGCACGUAUCGCUUUUCGAUUAAUUUAUUUAGAUAGUGAACGUGCACGAUAUAACAGUAGAGAACUUGGACGUGUUGUACCUGCCAAUCCUACUGAAGAUCAAAAAAAGACUUUGGAAGCUUGUAAUUUUUUCAUUGGCGAUUAUUUGGAUGUUGCGAUAUUUAUUGGUCCUCCAGCUAAUAUUAGAAAUAAACUUGUUGGAAGAGAUGCAGGAAGAGCCCGUACAGGAGAUAGAUUUGGUGGACGUUUAGGAAAUGAUAGAUUUAGCAGUGGAAGAAACUUUGGUGGUUCAGCUUACAACAGAGAUAAUAAUAGUCGAUAUGGCGGAAGAUUAGGAGGAAGAAGAGAUCGAUAUUAAAUAAAAAAAAAAAAAUAAAAAAAACAUAUGUGAUUAGAAAGGAAUCAUAUACAUAAGCUAAGCAUCAUAUGUAAAAAUGUAAAUAAAAAUGGAGAGAAGGAUUCAUUUGCGUACAUAUUUAGUUUAUAAAUGAACAGUAUUUAAACACUCUUCUUAUUUAUCUAUUGACCAUUUCAAACUGUAUGAAUAUGCUACUAUAAAAGAUACCUCCCAAGGCCUGUAUAUAUACAGAUGGGUUUUCAAAUAUGUUUAUUGAUAUACAUGGUGACUCUAGUUUACCUCUUCUUAAUAACGAACGAAGAAAAAGACUAGUGAACAGAAAGAGCUUUAAAUAUAUGUAUAUAUAUAUUAU
Molecule: messenger RNA, 1044 nt
Organism: Cokeromyces recurvatus
Lineage: Eukaryota; Fungi; Mucoromycota; Mucoromycetes; Mucorales; Mucoraceae
Product: Sin3 associated polypeptide p18-domain-containing protein
Exons: 4
Coding region: 123-692 (189 amino acids)
Biological process (GO): negative regulation of DNA-templated transcription
Cellular component (GO): nucleus
Molecular function (GO): transcription corepressor activity; transcription factor binding
Source: RefSeq, a predicted model, not a curated record